CGGGUAUCUUCGGUUUUUGUAAUUCAUUCACCCAACUGACCCGACCACGAAUCAGUCAUUAAGUCAGCUGUAACCUGGCCUACCCGGCAUAUUGACAAAAAUUAGUAAAUAAAAGUAUUUUUUAGUUGAUAGCUAAAUGUAUAUGAUGUUAAAGUAAAAAUUUAUAAACUCAAUUGAUCUACCAAUAAAAUAAUUAUUAAAAACAAAUAAUCAGGAUGUUAACCCGAAGAUUGUUGCUAUAUAACUGUUUGUUUACAAGCAUUUAUUUUUCAUCUAUUUUAAUUAUACUAAAGUACAAUGACACUUUAUAUAAUGUUGAUACUUACAAAUAUAUUCCAACAUUUAUUAUAUUGUCUAGUGAAUUAAUUAAAUAUACACUUUCAAAAUUUUAUAUUAGCCGUUACAGUUUUGAUAGAAUUGAUUCAAAAGUAUCAAAUUCAAAAUAUAAAAAAAUAUGGCCGAAAGUCUUCAAAGAUAUUAUUAAAUUUAUAAUAAUUAUUUUUAUGUUAUUUAUUGUAUAUUAUAUUGGAAUUGUAUUAUUUGGAGCACCAUUGAUAACACAUCAAGAAGAAACAACAAUGCUUGCUGUUAUUUUAUCAGAAUUAACUUUUAUUCCAGCAAGUAUACAAUUAGGUAUUGAUGAUACGUUGACACUUUUAACUUUAUUUCCAUUACCUAGCAAUAAUAUCAUAGCAGAAGCAAUGGAUCGUAAUAUUAAAUCUACAGUGUUAGGUACCUGGUUAGGAGCUAUUGUGAUUCCCUUAGAUUGGGAUAGACCAUGGCAAGAAUGGCCAAUACCAUGUGCUAUUGGUGCACUUAUUGGAUACAUUGUCGCUAAUUUUAUAUGUUUUAUUAAAUUACUGCCAGUUUAUAAAUUUUUCAGAUCCAAAAAAUUUGAUAGAUAAUUUAGAAAUCUUAUAAUUUUUACCUGUUACAAGCUUUAUGAUGAUGAAAGCAAUCAACAUCAGACAAUUUUUAUAAUUUUUGAUAAAUUUCAUUUGUGAUCGUUGAUUUAUUAUCAUUUGUAAUUUGUCGAAGAAAACUAGAAAAUUGUCUGACGUAUAUGCGACAUUUAGAAUCAUUUAAUUUUUUUUAUACAACUUUUGAAAAAUUAUACAACUGAUCAUUUGUACAGAAAAAAAAGAGUUGGAGACUUAGUAAGAUAUUAUUUAUAAUAUUUAUCUAUAAUUAAUUCAAUAAGGAAAAUAAAACUUUAAACAUUCGAUUAUUUGGGUAGAAAAUUUAAAAAAAGUUAUGCCAUUUAUCUUUUAAGUUUAUCUACUAUCUAUUUAAUUGUAAUUAUAUCCACCAAUACUGAUUAUUCUGUAAAAUUAAUAUUGU
Messenger RNA from Microplitis demolitor, 1341 nucleotides. RefSeq names its product phosphatidylinositol-glycan biosynthesis class F protein (gene PIG-F). Gene Ontology annotation, cellular component: endoplasmic reticulum membrane. The transcript is spliced from 2 exons. Lineage: Eukaryota; Metazoa; Arthropoda; Insecta; Hymenoptera; Braconidae. The coding region runs from base 216 to 905 and encodes 229 amino acids. The record is from RefSeq and is a predicted model, not a curated record. Gene Ontology annotation, biological process: GPI anchor biosynthetic process.